Messenger RNA from Rubroshorea leprosula, 1099 nucleotides. NCBI's taxonomy places the organism in Eukaryota, Viridiplantae, Streptophyta, Magnoliopsida, Malvales, Dipterocarpaceae. The record is from the annotation of a GenBank genome assembly.
GACACCCAACCUAAUUCUGAUCAAUAGAAAAAUGACUCUCCCAAGAGAAGAAGCCAUUGAAAGUACAUCCACCAACAAACAUUACAGUGAGUCAAGAGCCAAUGAUGAUUAUAGUGAAGCAAUGGAUGAGGAAGAUCAAGGAGGGUGGCUGAACCUAAGCCUAGGUGGGAAUUUGCUAUCAACAAAUGGAGAUUCUAAAUUGCGAGCAAGACCAGCUUCCACCAAAAUUUUCUCAUGUAACUUCUGCAUGAGAAAGUUUUUCAGUUCACAAGCAUUAGGCGGGCAUCAGAAUGCACACAAGAGGGAGAGAGGUGCAGUUAGAAGAUACCAAUCCCACAGGAUGAUGUCAACCAUGGGAAUGCCUAUCAAUACCCACAUGGUUCGAUCACUGGGUGUUCAAGCUCAUUCUCUUGUGCACAAGACACACAGAGAUGGAACUGCAAGUGUAGCCAGGUUAAAUGAUGCCAACGCAGGCUUCGGAAUGGCAUUUAUGCCUUUCACACUAGAGGAUGCAAUGGAUCUGAUGUGGCCAGGCAGCUUUUGCUUAAAUCAAAAACAACCAGAAACAUCAUUAGAAUCAUCCAACCUCGACCUAAAUCUUAGACUCUGAUCAAUCUAUUCUACUGCUUCAAGUUUUGAAGUCUCUUUAAAUUCCUUUCCAACAGAAGAGUUACUAAUUCAUUCAGCCAUCCAGUAUAGAUAACUAACUCAGAUAGGAGCCUAGCAGCCUCCGUGAGUCAGAGUUCUGGUUCUACUAAUUAAGCUAGAAGAAACACCAAGAAAAUAUCCUUUCAGUGAUACAUCACAAUGUUUAUUCCAUUUUCUACUUCUUCCAAGUUGUAUAAGCCUUAGUGGUUUCAUGUUUUCUCUCCACUAACUGGACGCUACCACAAGAGCCAUAGAAUAAUCCCCAUUACCACUCACUUUUCAUCUCUCAAUGCCUAAAUAAUUCCACGUGCAUUAUUCCAAUACAUCACCUAAUCUGUAAAAGGUAUUGGCAUGCUAGUUACUGAAAUCAGUCUUCUAUUAUUAUUUUUUUCUUUUCUGCGAAUUAUUUCAUCUGAACUAUGUAAUAAUUGUAUAAAUCAUCAUGACUGAG